Solanum dulcamara is the source of this 992-nucleotide messenger RNA. RefSeq lists its product as uncharacterized. The record is from RefSeq and is a predicted model, not a curated record. The coding region runs from base 151 to 324 and encodes 57 amino acids. Lineage: Eukaryota; Viridiplantae; Streptophyta; Magnoliopsida; Solanales; Solanaceae. The transcript is spliced from 4 exons.
UUUUCAUUAACCCGUGAUCGUUUUCUUUUGCUCUCUAGAGAAUAUCCCGGUUUCUGGAAAACCGAAAUAUUGUGGAUUGUUCGAUACGUUCUCUGCACACAAAGGUUUUCCGGUAGGCAAUCGGAGACGGCUGUUGGAUCUGAAGGGAAAAUGGGAGCAAUUCAUGAAGAAAUGAAGAGAGUGAGGAAACUUCCACCAAGCAGUGCAUAUGCUACUCAUCGGAUGCGCGUCCUAAACAAAAUCCUGCAACUUCUGUCGAUUCAGAGAACCACUUCACAGGAUGACGAGUUGGAAUUACUGUUUUCUGGGCUCUCUCUUGGAUGAUAAAGAAGCAAAAGUCAUAUUUCAGCGGUGGCUUUGUAAUGCUGCUUAAAUUUUUGGUUGGUCUGGAAGUUGAUCAUUGAAGAGUAUGGUUUCAAAUCUGAUGACGUUCCUUUUACAUUGCCUCGGAUGGUAUAAUGGGGAAAAGUGUAAAGGUUUGUGUUGGUUAUGGCUUUAGGAGGUGUAUAAUACGCAAGGAAGUUUCACACACUAGUAUCGUAGGUGUGUUUGCCUGCGUUUUAUAAUGCAUUUUUCUGCACAUGGAAUUUGCUGUUAUGUUGUUUGCAUCACAAACAAUGCCUCUACUAUAACUAGGUAAUGUUUCAAGUCUUGCAUAUGUGAGCCAAGCGACUGUACGUCCUACUAUAUGAUAUAAUAAAUUCAGCAAACAGGUCUAUACAUUUAAAGUUAUUAUACAAGUCGGUUCUAGGUUUGGUUUAUAGAUUUAAUAAAUUGUAUGUUUGAUUUGAUUUGGUUUAUAGAUUUAAUAAAUUUUUGUAGUUUUCAGUUUUUAUAAGUGGAUUCAGAUUGAACCAACAAACACCUCAGUGUGUAGUUGGAGUUGAAUUUUAUGAAGUUUUAUUAUAUUUUUAUAAUGUAUAGAUGUGGAAAUAGUUCUUUUCUGUUCCCUUUUCUUCCCUUGUGGUCAAGGAAACACAUUGCCUUAUAAA